Messenger RNA from Notodromas monacha, 1597 nucleotides. Lineage: Eukaryota; Metazoa; Arthropoda; Ostracoda; Podocopida; Cyprididae. The record is from the annotation of a GenBank genome assembly.
CAAAUUUUAAUUUUUACUCGCACAGUUUCAAAUAGAAAGAAUACUGUAUUUCAAAAUUUUAUCAUUUUUUUAUUAUUAUUGUAUAUUCUUAUUUUACAAAAAUUGUGUAACGUUACCAUGAAAAAUAUAGUUAACCUUUGGUACAUGUCGUACUAAACACCUCAAAUAAUUAACUUGAAAUUAUUAUUCGUAUUAGUGACGAAUCCGAUUGAUAACCAUAUUACUUUGCGUAAAAUGCUCUAAACGUAAUUUUUUGCUUUUAAUCUCGUGGCGUUGGUUCGAUCGUGAAUCUACGAGUUUUUUUGUUAUUGAAGAAAUGCAUUUGCAAACGAAAUUCCCCCUUCUUAUGAGAGUGCCUCUAUAUUCAGUAGACUGUGGCUUGUACAAUUCUGAAUUAUAGAAACCAAAGAAAUGCAUUCUCUUGUACUGGAAGACAUUUUCAAGUACUGUAUCUCUCAUCGAAGCAUCUGAAAAAAUAGACACUUUAUUUCUCAUAGCUCUUCUUUUUUUUUUUGUCGAAAGGAAACGCACGAUUUCAACCGGUGGAUAAAUUGUUUCGUUUCUUGGUUGAAGGAGCGGAAUGCCGAUUGAGGAUUUUUGUCAUUCCAGGCCGUGUCGAAAGGAAUCUCGAAGGCGGGUCAGGUAGUGUCGGACAUACGGGCUUUCCAAGCCCCGGAUUUGUCGACAGUGCCACAGACGCCAGCGACACCAACGACGGCUGACGUGCCGCCGGCGUUCGAAAUUGAUGACGAGUUCAACCUCCCGGUGUCACUCGCACUUUUCGUCCUCGUCCUGUAUUUGUUCAUCGGUGCCAUCAUUUUCCAAGUGUUCGAAGGAUGGUCGUUCAUUGACUCGUUUUAUUUCGUCUUCAUCUCGAUGUCAACGAUUGGGUUCGGUGACAUUGUGCCAGAACACGAGAAGUUUAUGAUGGCAUCAUUUGUUUACCUGCUUUUUGGACUCGCAUUGACUUCGAUGUGUAUUAACGUCGUCCAGGAAUCGAUUUCCAGUGCUUUCAGCGACGCGUCAGAAAAGCUUCGUGCUGCCAUAGGGAUGAAUUUGGAAGCCAUGGAAGACGAAGACGGGACAACGGAUGACGAAAACCUGGAUGAGGAAAAGGGAACCCGCAAGAAAUCAAAAUCAACAGCACCUUCAAAUUCUCGUCGGCCAUCGAAAGCAGAUUAGUGAAACUUAUGCACGCAACAAAAUUCGCAGGAACACCAUUUGUGCAAUAAAAAAAAAUCACGUGUUCGAAAUUUUUUUUUUUUAGAGGGAGGGCUUCAAAUUUAUUUGGCUACUUUCUCUUUUUUGAAAUGGAGGAUUACCAUCGGGGAAUCCAUUUUUUUACGGAAACGCCCUUCGGACGAACAAAACUAAAUGUACUGUAUGAUGAUCUGUAUUUGAUUAAAUUCGGUUGUUUCGAAAUUAUGCUCAAAUAAAAUUUUUGAAGAACUUUUCAGUGACAAAUGAAUUGAAUAAAAACUUGAAACGCGCCUAUUGUUUUGUGGUCGUAAAGACGACCAUUGGAUAAGUGUGCUGCCGUAUUUUGUAAGACGAAUAAUGAGACAAUGGUGCUAAUAAAGCUUGCAGUUUUUACAAA